Molecule: messenger RNA, 2256 nt
Organism: Seriola aureovittata
Lineage: Eukaryota; Metazoa; Chordata; Actinopteri; Carangiformes; Carangidae
Gene: adkb
Product: adenosine kinase b
Exons: 11
Coding region: 153-1226 (357 amino acids)
Biological process (GO): purine ribonucleoside salvage
Cellular component (GO): nucleus; cytosol
Molecular function (GO): adenosine kinase activity
Source: RefSeq, a predicted model, not a curated record
UGUUAACCAGUUCCUCCAUCAUCAUCAUCACCAUCAUCAUCAUCUGUGUGGAAGGAAGCCGCAGCCUCUCACUACUCUUUCCCCGGCAGUGAGCAGCGGUUUCCCAGCCUCCUCAGCGUCAACACGCCCGUUGCUGGUUUUCAAAAACACAUAUGUCUGACGAAGAGCCAAACAUGUCGACGGGUAGGAAGACAACGUUAAGUGAAAACACGCUUUUUGGGAUGGGAAAUCCUUUGCUCGACAUUUCAGCUGUUGUGGACAAAGACUUCCUUGACAAGUUUGGACUGAAGCCUAACGACCAGAUCCUCGCCGAAGACAAACACAAAGCCUUGUUUGAAGAAAUUGUCAAGAGGAACAAAGUUGAAUACCAUGCAGGUGGCUCAACCCAGAACUCAGUGAAAAUUGCUCAGUGGAUGAUCCAGAAACCCCACAAGGUGGCUACCUUCUUCGGGUGCAUCGGUACCGACCACUUCGGGGAGAUCCUGAAGAAGAAGGCAGAGGAAGCCCACGUCGACGCCCAUUACUAUGAGCAAAAUGUGGAGCCGACCGGUACCUGUGCAGCCUGUAUCACUGGGGACAAUAGGUCCCUUGUUGCUAACCUGGCAGCGGCAAACUGCUACAAAAAGGAAAAACACCUGGACUUGGACAGCAACUGGGAGCUGGUGAAGAAAGCCAAGGUCUAUUAUAUUGCGGGUUUUUUCCUGACUGUGUCCCCGGAGUCAAUCCUCAAGGUGGCGAAGCACGCUUCAGAUAACAACAAAAUCUUCUGCAUGAACCUCUCAGCACCCUUCAUCAGCCAGUUCUUUAAAGAGCCCUUGAUGAUGAUCAUGCCUUAUGUUGACAUCUUGUUUGGCAACGAGACGGAGGCGGCCACAUUUGCCAAAGAGCUGGGCUUUGAGACAGAUGACAUCGCAGAGAUUGCAAAGAAGACCCAAAACCUCCCGAAGGAGAACACAAAGAGGCAGCGAGUGGUGGUCUUCACUCAGGGCAAGGACGACACUGUUGCAACUGUUGGUGAGAAGGUGACCAUGUUCCCUGUUUUGGACAUCGACCAGAACGCUAUUGUGGACACUAACGGCGCAGGAGACGCCUUCGUGGGAGGAUUCCUCUCUGCGUUGGUCCAAGAGCAUGCAUUGGAGGAGUGUAUCCGGGCCGGACACUACGCCGCCAAUGUCAUCAUCAGACGGGUCGGGUGCACCUUCCCAGAGAAGCCAGACUUUCACUGAUGCAUCCGAGCACUGCUCAUUUGUCUUUCCCACAAGAUACUUGGAUAUGUAUGCUUCUUCAGGAUUUUCUGUACAUUUUUUUCUAUUUACAGUGACUGACUGCAUGGGACUAAGUGCUGCAGCUUGGAUAUUUUAUUAAGCUCAAAUAAGCAGCUCAGAUGUUUUAAUACAAUCAUAACAAUGUACUAGUAUCAAAUGUUGGAAUAUUAUGGUCAUGUUAAAAGGAGUAUUCCACUGAAAAUCAACUUUUUGAGUAUCAAAAACUCAGCGCCUAUAGGCGUGAAAGAUGGAAACUUCCCAAACCACUCCUACAGCAUAAUCGACUUCUCCACCAUUGAUCCAUUUGUUCUCUAUAGUUAAAAUUCAUAGUUUCUCUUUUCAGGAAGUAGUGUAUUUAGUGACUUAUUUGCUAAGUGGCGAUAGUUUACAUCAUACUGACGAUCGGAUCAGUGGUGGAGAAGAAAAUGAUCCUGCAGGAUGGGUUUGCAAAAAGUUUCUGUGGACAUGUAGCUCGAUGUAGUAGACAUGUAGACAUGUAGUUUGUUUCUUGCUCCCUCAUGGAGGAGUUCCAAUCGAUUCUAAUGAUUACCCAGAGUCAAGGCCAAAAAUACCUAUUUAAACACUCAUAGAAACUUCUCAAACCAUCACUCAUGCGUAAUCUACUUCUCCACUGAUCCUUAUACCCUAAUUAUUAAAGCUUCACCAAUAAAUUGCUAAUUCCACUGCUUCUGAGCUUGGAAAAGCUAAUAGCGUGAGUAUCGUCCUUCACAAAAUGGCGAGCUACAAACUUUGUUGAGCCUCCUUUCAGGCCUGCAGGUGCUGAGUGUUGUGAUACUGUAGUCUAUAAAAUUUGGUAAAUUUUCAGUUGAAUAUUUCUUUAUUAUUCAGCUGUAAUACUGCAAAAAAAAAAACAUGGAUUGGCGUGCCAUUAUGAGUGGCUGUCCAAUAUCAGGAACUGAAAGUUUUAACAGGACAAAACUGGAAAGAAUGUUUUUUUGUUAUUCUACAAAUAAAACAAUAUUUAACUCAU